AUGGCGGGAUCAAGCGAUUUGGAGGCCAACAGGGUCUCGCCUCGGUACGAGGGCGUUGACGACACCACCACAGAAAAGCCUGUCAAUCAGGGAACAGGCUCAAGACUACACCCCUCAGUAUACAUCUUGACAUGGAUCUUCUUCUCCAACGUUACUAUUCUAUUCAAUAAGUGGCUCAUUGACACUGCUGGAUUCCGAUAUCCCAUCAUUCUCACCACAUGGCAUCUUGUCUUUGCAACUAUAGCGACUCAGAUCCUUGCUCGAACAACCUCCCUUCUCGAUUCUCGUCAUGCCAUUCCUCUUUCUCGACGACUCUACGUACGGACCAUCCUUCCUAUCGGCGUUCUUUACUCGGCCUCGCUCGUUUUCUCCAACAUCGUCUACCUCUAUCUGUCGGUUUCUUUCAUCCAGAUGCUCAAGUCCACCGGUCCAGUGUUCACUCUUAUCGCAUCAUGGGUAUGGGGCGUUGCUCAACCUGACAGCAAGACAUUUGGCAACGUGAUGAUUAUUGUAGUUGGUGUUGCUAUCGCCAGCUUUGGAGAAAUUGAAUUCUCUGUGGCGGGUUUCAUCUUCCAGAUGUGUGGUACCAUCGCCGAAGCUGUCCGCGUCGUCAUGAUUCAAGUCAUGCUGAGUGCAGAGGGUCUUCGAAUGGAUCCCCUCGUCGGUCUUUACUACUAUGCACCCGUCUGCACCCUCAUGAAUUUCGUCGUUGUCGCCUUCAGUGAGGGUCCUCGAUUCAAAUGGGAAGAUGCAGCGAGUGCAGGCUAUGGCAUGCUCUUUGCCAACGCUUGUCUUGCAUUCGCCCUGAACAUCAUCAGCGUUGUCCUUAUCGGUAAGACCUCAGGACUUGUCAUGACUCUUAGUGGUAUUCUGAAAAGCAUCCUCCUUGUGGCUGCUUCCGUUGUCAUCUGGGGCACCCACAUCAGUCUUCUCCAGACGCUCGGAUACUCGAUUGCUCUCAUGGGUCUCGUUCUGUACUCCAUUGGUUACGAACAGCUACUCAACACGUGGGAGGAGAUAGUUGCUUGGGGUACAGGUUCGCUCAACCGUGAGGGCGAGAUGUCUCCUACGUUACGCAAGGCAAUCAUGGUUGGUUGCUUGGGUUUCAUCACUGUUAUCAUUGCCGGAGCCUUGUGGCAUUACCAUGGACUCUCUGGCACACAAGUGGCGCGAGCGACAUCAUCGUUGCUAAGCCAUUAA
Molecule: messenger RNA, 1200 nt
Organism: Fusarium coffeatum
Lineage: Eukaryota; Fungi; Ascomycota; Sordariomycetes; Hypocreales; Nectriaceae
Exons: 5
Coding region: 1-1200 (399 amino acids)
Cellular component (GO): trans-Golgi network; Golgi apparatus; endosome
Molecular function (GO): antiporter activity
Source: RefSeq, a predicted model, not a curated record